AUGUUCAUCGUCACUGGACUUUUUAUCAUCUCCGCCCUUUGCAUUUAUAAAUUUUUCUUAUAUCCAUUGUUUUUCUCCCCUCUGGCAAGCAUUCCAAAUGCAAAUUGGCUUUCGGCAAUCACGCCUAUCUGGAUGCAAUGGAAGAGAUUCCAAGGCGAGGAAGUUUCUACCUUCCAGAAUGCAUUCAUGACAAAGGGGUCUAUUGUACGGGUUGCGCCAAAUGAAAUUGCUGUGAACAACAUGGAUGCAAUCCGUGUAGUUCAUGGGUAUGCACAGAACAACUGCACAAAGACAAGCUGGUAUUCGGUUUUUAUGCAUAACGGCGCUCGCAACUGCUUUUCCUCGCUUGGUCCUGAUCAUUCCAUGCGUCGGCAUAGAAUCAGCUCAGUAUACACCAAACCCUAUGUUCAAGCAUCGCCCCAUGUCCGCACUUUGCUAUCUCGCCUGUUAAAGACACGCCUUCUACCUGCUCUUGAAGAACAUGCACGAGCAGGCACCGCAUUGGAUGUUCUUCCAGUGAAUUUUGCCUUUAGUCUGGACUUCGUGUCCUCAUUCAUUUUUGGUCUUUCUCGCUCUACAAACUUCUUACAGAAUAUCGAAGCUCGCGAUAGAUGGUUGGAGUCCUACGCAACAGUCUACUCUGGAGGACCUCUUUUCUGGCUUCAGGAAUAUCCUGAUGUCGUUGCUGCUACGAGGAAGUUGGGUAUAUCCCCUGUCCCGAAAAAAUAUUUCAACGCAGUGAACCGCUUUGAUUCCUGGAUCAUUUCCCUUGUGGACGCGACAGAGGUGGCAUUGCUUCAUUCUAACAAGAGCAAGUUUGAGCCUGGUGAAUUCCCGGAAAUGUACCACCAACUGCGAUCAGGCAUAGUUGGUGGAAGUGAAAAUUCAUCCGAUAUCCCUUCGUCAACACAACGUCUAGAGCUGGCCAGUGAAUGUUUGGAUCAUCUUGUGGCGACCCGAGAUACAUUCGGCAUUGUCUUCUCGUUCGUUCUUUUAUACCUUUCUCGCCAUCCCAAAGCGCAAGAAAGGCUCCGUGAAGAGCUUCAAACGAUGAAGACAGCGUUCCACUUCUCCGGUGGCACGGAGACCUCAAUUCCAUCUGCAAAGUCACUAGAAUCUCUCCCUUAUCUCAACGCCGUGCUCAAGGAGUCCAUCCGCCUACGAGGAAAUGUGCCCACCUCUAACCCACGCAUUACCCCAGCUAGUACGCUGACGAAACUGGGCCCUUAUGAAAAUAUUCCCCCUGGUGUCAGGGUCAGUGCCUUUGCCUGGUGUCUACAUAGAAAGGAAGAGGUUUUUCCAGAUGCAGAAGCUUGGAUACCUGAUCGUUGGCUCGAUGAUAAUCAGCAGUUUGCACCUGGAGAGCAGGAACGAUGGUUUUGGGCUUUUGGAACUGGCAGCCGACGGUGUUUGGGCCAGAACCUGGCGCUUGAAAUGCUGCGCUUCUCAAUGGCAGCCAUAUUCAGCAACUUUGAGGUUUCAAUCCAUGAUGACACACGGUUUAUCAAUGCAUCCGGAUUUGUCACUGGGAAAAAAGGCGAAAGUCUAGAGUUGAUGUUUAAGCCUCUCUAA
Molecule: messenger RNA, 1572 nt
Organism: Penicillium expansum
Lineage: Eukaryota; Fungi; Ascomycota; Eurotiomycetes; Eurotiales; Aspergillaceae
Product: Cytochrome P450
Exons: 5
Coding region: 1-1572 (523 amino acids)
Molecular function (GO): iron ion binding; monooxygenase activity; oxidoreductase activity, acting on paired donors, with incorporation or reduction of molecular oxygen
Source: RefSeq, a predicted model, not a curated record